Molecule: messenger RNA, 843 nt
Organism: Kluyveromyces lactis
Lineage: Eukaryota; Fungi; Ascomycota; Saccharomycetes; Saccharomycetales; Saccharomycetaceae
Exons: 1
Coding region: 1-843 (280 amino acids)
Source: RefSeq, a predicted model, not a curated record
AUGAAUGACGAUGAAAAGGCAAGAAUUGCUAGAAGAAAGGCCAAGUUUUCCGAACAACGACGUCAAGAGUUGUUAGACGAUCCAUUGAAGGAUAAAAGCUUGCUCAGCCGGUCUACAGCGGAUAACGAAACAACAGUUAUGAUGAGAUUGAAGACUAACCAGACCGUAAGAGACCAAAUGUUUGUUCAGAUUCAAGAGCUAGCUCGUUCUGGGAACUCCGAUGAUGAAGUGAUAGAACAUGGAUUGCGUAAAUUAAGGGAAAUCAUCGUAAGUAUCUACCACAGCGAAAAACGUAAUGAUGAAUUCAUGAAUUCGGUUAAAAAUGUCUACAUAUAUUCUAUUGAGUUUUACCUCGGGAGACGCCCAGUGAACUGGACUAAACUCGUAAAUAUUCUCGAGGCAUUCGUACGGAAAGUCUCCGGAGUAUUAGAAUGUAAAGAACAUGGUUCCGCACUUGUGCUAUACGAAGCUAUCGAACAGCAGCAAUACGGUAGAAGUUUACAAAUAAUACAAGGCCAUGAGAAACAGAUAUGGGACCCGGUACUAUGCCGAUUGAUCGUAAAAUCAUGCGCUACAGACAACUUCCAUCUAUGGUUCUACGCAUUAUCGAAACUAGAUGAUAAAACAUUCCUAUACAAGUUCCUCAUCACACUCCCCUAUCAUGAACAGGCAGUUCACACCGUGUUAAACAUAAUCUCACGCUCUUAUCAUCAACUGACCUUGGCCCACAUCACGGAAUUCUGGUUCCAAUCGGUACCAAUUGCCCAUCUUAAAGAUGUGAUCUCAUCACGAUGGACUGUCAAUGAAUUAAACCAUGGCAGCAUCGUCAAAUUCAGGAAAUAA